Molecule: messenger RNA, 1020 nt
Organism: Rasamsonia emersonii CBS 393.64
Lineage: Eukaryota; Fungi; Ascomycota; Eurotiomycetes; Eurotiales; Trichocomaceae
Exons: 3
Coding region: 1-1020 (339 amino acids)
Source: RefSeq, a predicted model, not a curated record
AUGCUGCUGAGUUGGAUGGACGUUCUCGUCUCAACCCUCACCUCUCCAUUUUCAUGUCGUACCCACAUCUGCUUCAUUCGAAAUACGGACUGCCUCAUUGGGCAUCCUAGUCGGUUCAUAGCAGGGCUCAGGGACAUCCUGCGACAGAUGCACGAGUCGAUGACGGACGUAAGCUACGACAUCCCGCGCUCCAUGCUGUGGAGCGUCAUUGUCGCGGGCGACAAGUACAGCUUCAAGUUCGAUCUCCUGACGGGGUGGUUCGAGGAGUGGUAUAACAGGAACGAGCGCGACGAGGAUCUGGCUCGCGAUGAGGGCAAGUCAGCGCAGGAGCUUCUCUUCCCCUUCUGGGCGUUUGAGCACAUCAAGGGCUUUCUGCGAGUGACGAGGUGGCUCGUCUACAAUCGGACGUCGCAUAUCGUCGAGAGUAAUCCGACGAAGCUCAAGCAUAUCCAUCUCCCGUCGAGGGUUAUUCAACAACUGAACAGUGCACGAGGACGACUAAAGGCCGUCCUCCACGACCAGCUGUGGCAGCCCAUCGAGCGUCCCUUGACAAGCGGUCCAUGCAACUGCAAAGAGAAGACCCUCUUCGAGUAUCAGAAAGCGAUGCUGAAAGCCAAGGUGUGGCCGCUCGAGCGGACGUUCGCGCACACGAGCGUCAGCGAGAUCCUCUUCCGGCUUACGCAAAUCACGUAUGAGGGAGAACCGGACAGCUGCGACGAUAGCCGCAUCGACUGCAGGCAGGUCGUCCAGAAGACGGUGCGCGAGACGGGUAAAUAUUUUGACAGCCUGUGUCUGCGAUGCAUGUACAAGACGACAGCCACAGGCCCGCGGCGGUCCGACGACGACUAUUGGACUCACCAUCAGCACAGGGACUGGGACGAGACGUGUCGUGGGUACGGCAUCCGACACGGCCAGGCGACGUGGUACUACUCGUACAUGGGGAGCACGCCGCACAAGGAUGCCCGGGAGGCCUGGUACGAGAAGCGGCGCUUCGAGUCGUCCUUCUUUUAUCCGUAUUAG